AUGGAUUUGGAUACUAUUCAAGCACACAACAGCCAUGUACAACUCUUACCAUCAAAACGACGAGCAGGAAGGAUCGCACAACUCGAUCAUAAUAAAUGGUAUCCAUCUCCCAACAACAAGCAUAAUUGCAGAGCUUCUCUCCUAAUACAAGAUAGGGUAUGGUCCGAAGACCAACUAAGGAAUUCAGCCAUCAAACCCGUCGCAAACCUAGGCACUGGAUUCAUGUAAGCUACUCGCUUCUCAAAUCUCUCACAGCCAAGUACUGUAACUGACAAAAAACCAGCGAGUACAAUCCCCCUCAAUUCAUCAUCGAUGCCCACAAAGAAGCACUAGAACAUGUGGAGUAUAAUCAAUAUGGUCCUCAAUCCGUACGUCUAUUCUCUAAAGAAGAGUGGGACUGGAACUUCAAGUAA
Messenger RNA from Hymenoscyphus albidus, 413 nucleotides. Lineage: Eukaryota; Fungi; Ascomycota; Leotiomycetes; Helotiales; Helotiaceae. The record is from the annotation of a GenBank genome assembly.